GAGAGGUGGACUGAGAGCAAACGGCUGGAGUGAAGCGAGGGAGAGCGGCAACGUUCGUGGCCUCUGUUCCCUUGUCCUCGAUGCCAGCAGAAUUAAAAAAAAAAAAAAAAACCCUGACCGAUAACAAGGACACCGAAGGCUUGGAUAGCGUCCUGUGUCCACGCCAGCCUCUGCUGAACUGCCAGUGGUUUAAUUCUUAAAAUGGAGAGAUGUGACCCAGAUAUCAGGAUGAUGCAUGUGAUCUAAGUGUCAGCCCAUUCAACCCGAAACCUUCAGAUUUGGCGACCCAGUCAGCAGAAACUGCGAGAGUACUUUUCCAAAUUCCUUUCAAAGACUUGGUUUGUCUUAACUACCCAUUUCUACUCGCCCAGUGAUAUAAAUGAGUGACCCAGCAAGAGAGGUCAGGGCUGGGGAGCACACCAGAACCUGCACAGAAUGUCCUGGUUCAACGGCUUCCUAGUGGCCAGAGUGGACGACCGCAAGACCGCGUGGGGUGAGCGCAAUGGCAAGAAGUCCAAGCGCAAGGGCGGCUCCUCGCUGUGCAGCCCGCGCUACAUGAGCUGUCUGCGGGACCCCGAGGUCAUGGAGCCCCCUCCACAACCGGGGCCGCUGCAGCCCCACUGGGCCGGCGCCGGGAGCGGAGGAGCAGGGGGAGGCGGCAACUUCAGCAUGCGUUGCGGCUGGCAGGAGGAUCACUACGGCAAGCGGGGCGGUGCCAGCGAGAGCGUGGGCCUCAAAUCGGUGGACCUGGGCUUCGAGGAUGGCGACGCCAAGGGCCCGAAGGGCCACGGCCCUGGCGGAGGCGACGACGGCGGCCCGGUGACGGCGGCCGAAUGCUGGCGGCGCGUGGUGCGCGUUUUCCAGUCCAAGAAGUUCCGGUCGCGCAAGCUGGAGCGCCUCUACCAGCGCUACUUCUUCCGCCUCAACCAGAGCUCGCUCACCGUGCUCAUGGGCAUGCUGUUGCUCGUGUGCGGCGUCAUGCUGGCCUUCCACUGCGUGCACGCGCAGCCCGACGUGGCCUACGCCUCUGUGCUCUCUGUUGCCAUGGCGCUCUUCUUGGCCCUCAUGGUGGUGUGCAACCGUAACGGCUUCCACCAGGACUACAUGUGGAUGGUGAGCUACCUGGUCAUCAGCGUUCUGCUGGUGGUACAGGGCUUCGGCGUGAUGAUGGUGGCCCCGCGCAGUGCCUCCGAGGGCAUAUGGUGGAGUGUCUUCUUCAUUUACAUCAUCUACACGCUGCUGCCGGUGCGCAUGCGCGCCGCCGUGCUCAGUGGGGGCGCGCUGUCCUCCAUACACCUCCUCACCACGUGGAGGAUCAACCAGGAAGAUGCCUUCCUCUGGAAGCAGCUGAGCGCGAACGUGCUGAUCUUCCUGUGCACCAACAUUAUUGGGAUCUGCACGCAUUACCCGGCGGAGGUCUCCCAGAGGCAGGCCUUCCAAGAGACGCGCGGCUACAUCCAGGCCAGGCUGCACCUGCAGAGGGAGAACCAGCAGCAGGAACGCCUGUUGCUGUCCGUGUUGCCAAGGCACGUCGCCAUGGAGAUGAAGGCUGACAUCAGUGCAAAGAAAGAAGACAUGAUGUUCCAUAAGAUCUACAUCCAGAAGCAUGACAACGUCAGUAUUUUGUUUGCAGACAUUGAAGGCUUCACCAGCCUGGCGUCCCAGUGCACAGCUCAGGAGCUGGUGAUGACUCUGAAUGAACUGUUUGCCCGUUUUGAUAAGCUAGCCUCGGAGAAUCACUGCUUGCGGAUUAAGAUCCUGGGGGACUGCUACUACUGUGUGUCUGGCUUGCCAGAGCCCAGAGCUGACCACGCCCACUGCUGUGUGGAAAUGGGAGUGGACAUGAUCGAGGCCAUCUCGCUCGUGCGAGAGGUCACGGGGGUGAACGUUAACAUGCGCGUGGGCAUCCACAGCGGCCGCGUGCACUGCGGCGUUCUGGGGCUGCGCAAGUGGCAGUUCGACGUGUGGUCCAACGACGUCACGCUGGCGAACCACAUGGAGGCGGGUGGCAAAGCAGGGAGGAUCCACAUUACCAAAGCGACCCUCCAGUACCUAAACGGGGACUACGAGGUAGAGCCAGGCUAUGGCGGCGAACGUAACGCCUACCUGAAGGAGAACAGCAUCGAGACCUUCCUGGUUUUGGGCUGCAGUCAGAAACGGAAGGAGGAAAAGGCCAUGAUGGCUAAGAUGCAGCGGGCACGGACGAAUUCGAACGAGGCCCUGAUGCCCCGCUGGGUGCCCGACCGCUCCUUCUCCCGGACCAAGGACUCCAAAGUCUUCCGACAGAUGGGUAUUGAUGAGACAUCCAGCAAGGACACCCGCGGUGCCCAGGAAGCCUUGAACCCAGAGGAUGAGGUGGACGAGUUUUUGGGCCGGGCCAUCGACGCGCGGAGCAUCGACCAGCUCCGCAAAGACCACGUGAAGAAGUUCCUCCUCACCUUCCAGACGUCCAGCUUGGAGAAAAAGUAUGCCAAGAAGGUGGACGAUCGUUUCGGAGGUUACGUGGCCUGCACGCUGCUUGUCUUUUGCUUUAUCUCCUUCAUUCAGAUCGUCAUCUUCCCUCACACCCCUGUCAUGUUGGGGAUUUCCUUCAGUAUCUUCAUCAUCCUUGCCAACAUCCUCUUCAUCUGCGCCAUUUACUCCUGCGUGAAGCUCUUCCCUGCAGCCAUGCAAACUGUGUCCAAGAAGAUUGUUCAGUCUCGCAUCAACAGCACCCUGGUGGGCGUCUUUAGCAUCGUGCUCGUCUUCAUCUCAGCCUUCGUCAAUAUGUUUGCCUGUGACACAGAGAGGCUCGUGGACUGUAUAGCUAGACAGUUGAACAGCUCGUCAGACAGAGUGACUCCCUGUGUAAUCUACAACUUCUCUCGCUUUGCUGUGGAUGGCCUGACCAUCUGCCCCGGAAACACACCCUCCUGCCCCUUCCCUGAAUAUUUCAGCUACAGUGUGCUGCUGACCCUGCUGGCCUGCUCCGUGUUCCUGCAGAUCAGCAGUAUAGGCAAGCUGGCGCUCAUGCUGCUCAUCCAACUCACCUACCUGCUGCUCGUGGAGUGGCCAGAGGUGGCGCUGUUCGACAACGCUGACCUCUUUGUCACCUCCAAUGAAAUACCUUUCAAUGAAACAGAAUGGUUUAAGAUCAAUGAAACCACCAGCCAGUGUCCUUACAGUGUGACCAAAGUGUCCCUAAAGGUCAUGACCCCUGUGAUCCUCACCGUGUUCGUGCUGGCGCUAUACCUCCACGCGCAGCAGGUGGAGUCCACCGCCCGCCUUGACUUCCUCUGGAAGCUCCAGGCCACAGAGGAGAAAGAAGAGAUGGAAGAGCUCCAGGCCUACAACCGCCGCCUCCUGCACAACAUCCUCCCCAAGGACGUGGCAGCCCACUUCCUGGCGCGCGAGCGGCGCAACGACGAGCUCUACUACCAGUCGUGCGAGUGCGUGGCCGUCAUGUUCGCCUCCAUCAGCAACUUCUCCGAGUUCUACGUGGAGCUGGAGGCCAACAACGAGGGCGUGGAGUGCCUGCGGCUCCUCAACGAGAUCAUCGCCGACUUCGACGAGAUCAUUAGUGAGGAGAAGUACAAACAACUGGAGAAGAUUAAGACCAUAGGCAGCACCUAUAUGGCAGCCUCUGGGCUCAACGACUCCACCUACGACAGAGAAGGCCGCACCCACAUCAUGGCCCUGGCCGACUACGCCAUGCGUCUCCGUGAGCAGAUGAAGUACAUCAAUGAGCACUCCUUCAACAACUUCCAGAUGAAGAUCGGACUGAACAUUGGGCCUGUGGUUGCUGGAGUCAUUGGCGCGAGGAAGCCCCAGUACGACAUCUGGGGGAACACUGUCAACGUGGCCAGCCGCAUGGACAGCACAGGGGUCCCUGAUCGCAUUCAGGUGACCACAGACCUGCAUCAGGUGCUGUCCGGUAAAGGCUACCAGCUGGAGUGUCGCGGCAUCAUUAAGGUUAAAGGCAAAGGAGAAAUGACCACGUACUUCCUGAACGACGGCCCUCCCAACAGUUAGCAGCAUGCUAGCGUCCCUCCAAGUCCCACAGCUCUCCGGCCGGAUCGUCGGUCAAGACCACACGAGGCAAUCCGAAGUCAAACAAGUAGCCAUGUCAUCACUUGAAGGGGGAAAAAAAAACAUCUGUAAAAAACAAACAAAAAAAAUUAAAUUGGAAUGAACGGAAGGCAAAAAUAAAGUCAGACUCCUGGGAGAGAAGUUGUCAUGCAACAGUGUCGCGCUUGGCUGUGCGCUCUGAAGGAUGGAUAUUUCCAUCUUUAAGCUUCUUUCUCAGGCUACUUGAAAGAUGCAAAGUCGGUUUAUUUAACAAAGGCCUUUUGUUGCUGAAGAAAAACUCUGUACAUAAGGCAUUUUCUCCAAUUUUAUUUUUUGUCCUGUGUUAUUUCAUUUCAGAACAUAAAUACAGGUACUUUUGUUUCUGAUUUAGUUAUUUCUUUCUAUUUCGAUGUUAUGUGCAAAAGGUCCUUUAUUCACACACAUCUAUACCGUGCAUAAGCUGUACGUCUGUAUACUUGUGUGUGUGUAUUACAGUAUGUGUAUAAAUACUGAAGAGAAAUAUCGACCAAAGACCAAAGUAUUUCAUAGAAAUAGUUGUCAAGAUGACACAGUUUGAAUAUUGUCUUAUGCUCUUAAGGCCACGCCCCUUUGUUUUGUUGCACUUGUGUUCUAGAAAAUUUCCAGGAUGAUCUAAAUGAAACAAAAAAAGUGUGAAAAGCCGUUUGCCAACUAACGCAGCAGGCCGGUCGAUCUUUCCACUGGUGAUGUCGGUAAUUCUGCCUUCUGUCGAGGUGAAGGAUCGAGUGGAAUCGAGCUAAAGGCCUCAUUUUUUAAAGACUGACUUUAUUUGAAGUACACGUCACUACAGUAGAGGAGAAGAAAGGGUCUGUGGUCUCUGCCAAGUCUCUGUGGCACUCUCUGUGGAAUAUCAACAGACCUGGACCUUUGGCAUGUCCCCAGAGAUUCUGCAGGUUUGCUUCUUUCAUCCUGUCAGCCGUCUCUUCUUUUUCAAAUAAGUAUUUUUUGGUACAAAACAUAAAAAGAAAAAAGGUCUCUUUGUUUUUUGUUGGUUUGGUUUUUUUUAAAUGUUUGUUUGUUUGUUUGUUUCAGUUUUUGUUUGUUUUUUUGGAGGCACUGGGGAAAGCCACGGCAUUGGAUACCAUGGUACCAGACAGUUUACUGAGUUCCAGUUCAUAACAAGACACUUUUUUUUUUAGAGAGAGAAGUAUAUCUAUAAAUUAUGACUGAAUACUGUGCUUUGUAAUCUCAAAGGGGCAUAACUCUUUUCACUGUGAGGUUUCUAUGAUAUGACAAACUGCUUUCUUGCCAAACGUAACUGCUCAAAAGCAUGUCUGAUUGUGGUAUCUUCUCGACAACAUUUUGUUUCUCUGCUGUUUUAAUGUUGAGUAUUUUGUAUCACCUCUGUAUUCAUUUUUAUUCUUCUUAUUAUGGUUGUUAUUGAUAUGCGUUUGAUUAUGAACUCAUUCUAACUUGAGGAGAAGGAACAGACAUGAACAAACUCUUGGGAUGUUUGGGAGUAUAGGUACAACAUCAGUCAUGUAGGGUCAGCUCAACUGCUGCCGUGCCCGUUCAGUCCACGAAUGCCCUACAAAAAGAGUCCCACGUUAUAGCAGGGAUGAAGGCACACAGGAGAGACGUGCAUGUUUGUUCCUUGAGUGCCCUGGCUGUGUACGAUAGAGGGCUGCAGUUCAGGCCACAUGCCUUCCCAGGCUCCGCCCCUCGACUGACGUAAGAGAAACCCCGCCGCAGCAUGUGUGCAGUCAGCAGUAAUCAUUUGCCUUAACUGAACAAAGUGUAUAUUAACGGUGCCUCUCUGUCUCAUGUGGUCCACAUUACCAAACACCCGAGGCUCUUGAACGGCCCUCUAGCUUUGUUACUGAAUAUGCCAUAUUCAUUGUUCAAACCUCCUAUUUCAGAGUAUUAGCUUGCAUGAUAACAGGCCAAGCCGUGUCUUUCUCCUGCUAAGUAUUUGUUACUUGCUUAAAAUUGCCAUGGUAGUAGCACUGGCCAUUGCGUAUGUCAGGUGAUCACAUUUGUACCAAAAGAAGGUUUUGUUUUUUUGUUUUUUAAUUUAGUCCCUCUGGUUUAUGUACUGAAAGAGUCGGGGAUGCAGGAUCAACACAAGGGCUCAAGGAGAGAGAAGGGAGCACAGUGUUUGAUCUGUGGCGGGUAGGUAAAAUGUAUUUUAAAGAGGUAUUUUAGUACUACUGACUCACAUCAGGGCCUCUGUGCCUGGAUCAGGUAUGAAUGACUCCUGGUCAUCUCCUCUUGUUUAUUUUUGCUUUUUUUUUUGUGUUUGUUUUUAUCUGCGUUUAGUCGAAGGUAUGGAGAAAGGAUUAGCUUUUCAACUUGCAGUGGAAAAACUGAUGAUUAUAGAAAUAACUUUUCCCCUCUUACACAAUAAAGAAUAAUGUCUGUUUUGAUUGUU
Molecule: messenger RNA, 6457 nt
Organism: Electrophorus electricus (electric eel)
Lineage: Eukaryota; Metazoa; Chordata; Actinopteri; Gymnotiformes; Gymnotidae
Gene: adcy6a
Product: adenylate cyclase 6a
Biological process (GO): cAMP biosynthetic process; adenylate cyclase-activating G protein-coupled receptor signaling pathway; intracellular signal transduction
Cellular component (GO): plasma membrane
Molecular function (GO): adenylate cyclase activity
Source: RefSeq, a predicted model, not a curated record